GAUCAAUGUAUUACUAGCUGAGCACAGACACAAUGCUAGAUCCAUGCACUGCACUCUAUAACAACACAACACAGCCAUCUGCAUGACACUGCACUGGAGACGACAACUGAAUGACCACUAACGCACCAAUGGAGAACUACAAGAUUCUCAAUGUUAUCGGAGAGGGAUCAUUUGGUAAAGCACUCUUAGUAUGCCACCAAAACACCAAUCAGAACUACGUCAUGAAAGAAGUUCGACUUCCAAAGUCCUCAGGGGCAAGCCGAGAUUCCAGACAAGAGGCCAUUCUUCUGGCUAAGAUGAAGCACCCCAAUAUCGUGAAAUUCAGAGAGUCAUUUGAAGAGGAUGGCCAUCUGUACAUAGUGAUGGAGUAUUGUGAAAGAGGUGACCUGCUGGUGACCAUUAAACAUCAGAGGGGAAAGCUUUUCUCUGAACAGAAUAUUCUGCAAUGGUUUGUACAGAUGUGCCUGGCAGUACAGCAUAUUCAUGAGAAACGGGUCCUACACAGAGAUAUCAAGUCCAAGAAUAUUUUUCUAACACAAAGCAGAAGAAUAAAGUUGGGAGAUUUUGGAUCAGCACGUAUUCUUAGCAGUCCGAUGGCUCAUGCAUGCACGUACGUUGGCACACCCUAUUAUGUGCCACCUGAGAUUUGGGAGAAUGUACCAUAUAAUAAUAAAAGUGAUAUCUGGUCAUUGGGAUGUGUGUUAUAUGAGAUCUGUACUCUAAAACAUCCAUUCCAGGCAGGAGGCUGGAAAAAUCUAAUACUGAAGAUUUGCCAUGGAUCUUACAGUCCUCUCCCCUCACUAUACUCCUAUGAACUGCGUAGUCUCAUCAAACAGAUGUUCCGCAAAGACCCACGACAGCGGCCUUCCGCCAAUACCAUUUUGACCAGAAGAGGUCUACUGAAAGUGGUCAAAUCUACUGUGGUUACACAGACAGAUGAUGAGAUGCCUGAAAACUACCCACAAGAUGAACUGACUUCAGCUAUUCAGCACAUAAAUGAACCAUCAGCACCUCUGGAAGACGCACAGCACUCCAAACCUCUCUGUUCAGGAAGGCGACAUUGGAAGAAGAAACCCACAGACACAGUUGUAAAUAUUCUGGAGGAUGCCACCAGCCUCACAUCAAGUGUAGAGGCUAACAGAAGUGUGGGUGGAGAUGUUAUCAAAUAUGAACUGAAGGAGCUGAGAAAGAAGUGGAAUAAGGAGACGUCUGAAUCAUUGCUUAACAUCCUAAAUAACGCUGAUCUCACCACAGCAUUUCAAACGUACACCAUCUAUAAGGCAAAACCUUCAGAAGAAUGUCUGAAGGGACCACUGAGCAGUGACAUUCCAGGACCAGAUGCCACAGACAGCAGAGAGGAGGAGAUUGCCGUAGAUCCUGAGAGAUUGCAGCCAAGAUCUGAUGAUGAGGACACAGACUUUGAAGAGGAAGAUGUGGACACAGACUGGCUAUCAGAGCUGAAAAGGGCAACAGAGGCUCAAUAUUAAAGCAGAUCUAUACAAAAGUAGU
Nanorana parkeri is the source of this 1509-nucleotide messenger RNA. RefSeq names its product NIMA related kinase 3 (gene NEK3). The coding region runs from base 111 to 1487 and encodes 458 amino acids. NCBI's taxonomy places the organism in Eukaryota, Metazoa, Chordata, Amphibia, Anura, Dicroglossidae. The transcript is spliced from 14 exons. Gene Ontology annotation, biological process: protein phosphorylation. Gene Ontology annotation, molecular function: protein kinase activity; ATP binding. The record is from RefSeq and is a predicted model, not a curated record.